Molecule: messenger RNA, 4956 nt
Organism: Pelobates cultripes (western spadefoot toad)
Lineage: Eukaryota; Metazoa; Chordata; Amphibia; Anura; Pelobatidae
Source: the annotation of a GenBank genome assembly
UUUUCUAAAAAUGCUUCCAUCAGUCAUGGGGGAUCACAUAGCAGCCAUUUUAGCAGCUCUGGAGGCCAUGGUGGUUGGAAGAAAAGUGGUCUGCUAAGCAUCAAUGAGAAAGAAACCAUGCAAUUUUUGAAUGAAAGACUAUCUACCUACCUAGAUAAAGUGACCUCUCUUGAACAGGAAAAUGCCCAGCUGGAGAGGAAGAUAUGUGAGUGGUAUGCAAACAAUGCACCCAGCUCAUUACCCGACUCAAGCCAGUAUCUCAGGAUAAUUUCUGAUCUCCAGAAUCAGGUAAGAACAUAUUAAUUAUUUCAACUUUAAAAGAGUUCCAUUGUAGAAAAUAAAUUAUACUAGGUGAUCAAAGUUCCAUGUAUGCAAUGAGUUUUUGCGACUAUAUAGAUUACCUGCAAGACUUAAUGUAAAAAUAGUCAAUGUUCAUUUAUGCUUGCAUAUUUUACAAUAUGUAUCAUAUGUUACCUUGAAAAAUAAUAAAAUAUUAAAGUUCUGUAGAAUAAUAAAUGCUUUGAGUUCUACAGUAAGAUAUGUCUUCUAGAUCUCAAGUGCCACCAUGGAUAACGCCAGGAUUCUUCUCCAAAUAGACAAUGCCAGACUGGCUGCCGAUGACUUCAAGAACAAGUAAGUAUAAUAACAUACCAUAAGACCAAUUCAUCACCUGUUGGCAAUGCAUAGUUAUUUUUCCAUUUUCAGCUCCAUGUUAAAACCUGAAUGGCAUCAAAUAGUAUCUUGUAUCUUUGUAAUGUAUUUCUGUAGGUUUGAAAUGGAACGUCAGCUAAGUAAUGGCACUGAGUCAGAUGCCAAUUGCUUGCGCAGAGUACUGGAAGGACUGAAUCGGGAGAGAUGUGAACUAGAAAUGGAAGUUCAGAACCUUCAGGAAGAACUUCAGCAGAUGAAGAGAAACCAUGAGGAGGUAGUGUACAGAAAGAGGUUCUGCUUUAGACUAAAAAUAUGACAGUCUUUUGUCACACUAACACUGCAAGUUCCCAUAUUUGAAGCUUCCAUUUGAGUCAAGGAAUGUAUUUCUUCUUUUUGGUGGAAGGGUUAGCUAAUUUAUAGUAAGGAUGUUUCAAACAAUCCACCUGCACUCAUUUUAACCCAAUCUACUAUACUCAACCCCAUGCAGGAGGUGAACUGUCUCCGUGCACAGCUGGGAGCCAGAGUCAAUGUUGAGUUAAAUGCUGCCCCAUCAAUCGAUCUGAACAGGGCAUUGUCAGAAAUUCGAGACCAGUAUGAAAAUCUAAUGCAAAAUAACCUGAGAGAAACUGAAAACAUGUUCAUUCAGAGGGUAUGUAUACUUAUUAUUACUAUUCAAAAAUGUUUUAUAUGUUUCAGCAAAUUAUAUAAUAUCUGAAAGUUAUUUUACCUUGGAGACCUUCUGUUUCUGUGCUUUAUUUAGUAGUUUGAGUGUGGGUCUUAGAAGCCUACCCUACAUUUCUAUUAGUACUGUCCUAUCAAUACUCAUUAAAUGUUCUACUGGACACAUGUCUGAUAAGAAGAAGACCAAUUAUGAAGACAAGUGUUUUAUGAAAAUCCUUGUGUUAUCUAUUUGACAUGAAUGCCUGUUCUGGUCAAGAUGUGGACCUUGAGAGAGUGGUGGAAAGUGAUUGGAUCAAUGUGGUCAUUGCAAUAAUUUAUAGGUCCUUGUGUAAUAAUAGUGAGGGGUGGUAAGACAAUUAUAGUGUAAAAUCAAUCUCCCUUUACAAUGUGGUCAGCGGCUUCUUAUAGCAGCACAUGAUCAAGACAAGAUUCUGGUUGAUAACAAUGGUCUACAAUUAUCUGAUGUUACUGAUGAAUUUAACAGAAUGUAUGUUUAACACUAUUUGCAUGCUGAAUGUUUAUUGUUCUUACAGAGUGAAGAACUGAACCGGCAGAUUGGGUCUGGGGCCGAGCAGCUGCAAUCUGUACAAACGGAGGUCAUUGAACUGAAGCGUACCCUGCAGACCCUGGAGAUUGAGCUACAGAGUCAGCUGAGCAUGGUAUGUUUACCCAUAACUAAUGUUAUCAAUAUUUCAAAGUUCGCAUGGGAUACAAUUAUUAUAGCGUGAUAGGAAAAAUUAAGAUCUAUUGUCAAACACCUAUGAAAAUAUAAUUUAUGCUUCUUUAAAGACAUCAGCUCUGGAAUGCACCUUGGCAGAGACACAAGGAACCUAUGGAUCUCAGAUUGCCCAGUUGCAAAGUAUGAUCGACAGUGUAGAAUCUAAAUUGGCUCAAGUCCGAUCUGACCUGGAGCGACAGAACCAUGAGUACAAGAUCCUCAUGGACCAGAAAACCCAUCUGGAAAUGGAAAUUGCAACCUACAAGCGCCUUCUUGAAGGCCAUGACAUUCAGUAAGUACACUAAUUGUACCUCCAUAAUGGCAAAGGCCUCAGUGAGUGAAGUUGUCUCUUUUUUUUUACAGUAAUAUUGUAGAAAAUAGAGAGUGCCUAUUGUAGAAUUAUUAGAAAUUAUUACUUUAUUGUUGUUGUAUAAAAGUAUUUAAAAACAGCAACACCAACCACACACGAAUAACUAUUUUAUUUUCUUUGUCCUAGGGUUUCAGGAAAUCACAAUACAGGUGGAAAACAUGGUAAGUAAUAAAAUACUGUUAUAAAUAUAUGUAAUAUGACUAUAGCUGAAUUGACAAAUUGUCCCAAAUAAGUUAUUUGGUCCCAAAGUUUGAAAUGGAUUUGAAUUCUUAACAAGUGCAUAUUUUCUGAAUAAAUCCCUCUAAUUGAUAAUAAAAUCUGCAAUAUACUACAGCUAACACUUUUUCUAACUUGAAAAUCAAAGCACAGUUACUCAAAGAAAAGAUAAUUAUUGGAGCAGAUAUUCAGACAUCGAGGACAAAUAUUUCCAGAUUACUUUUUAACACUCUAUUUAUAUAUGACUGGUUAUUUAAGAGGAUGGGAAAUGGUUUUCUGCUAAGUACGUUUUGUACAAACCACUUGUGCGUCUAAAUAUAUUGCUCCGAUAUUACAUUGUGUGUAGAGUAACAGUUUCUUUUAAAUAUGUUAAAAAGCAUAUUAGCAGGCAUGCUGUACAUCAUGUGUGCUGAAAAGGUAGAUCCCCUGAUGUUGUAGAACUACAACUCCCAUGAUGCUUUGCAUGCCUUUAGAAUGACAAACUAUCAUGGAAGCUGUAGUUUUAAAGCAUCUGGGGAUGUAAGAAACCCUCUUUGAUUUUUUUUCCCCCCAACUCAGUAAGUUGAUUCUCGAGUCAAAAGACCUUACUACCAAAUAAAUGCCUCUUAGAAAGUUUUUGGGGAGCUAACAUGUUAUUUCAAGGGAUGUUCCAGGCAUUUAAAGUCACUUUUAUUUUUUUUAAGUUCAUGAUAAAAAUAUUUACUUGCGUUCAAUAUGCCUUCCAGUCUGCAUCCUCAGGUUCUGGUUAAAUACAUUUAAGAGGGAAGUGAGGGAAACUGAUCUGAAAUAUUAUCGCUACCAUUAUCACUUUAACAAUACCCUGUCUGCAGACCUAUGUGAUAUUAUAGGAUUACAUAAAAGACUAGAGCAGGGGUCGGCAACUGUCGGCACUCCAGAUUUUGUUGACUACAUAUCCCAUAAUGCUUUGACAGCUAUGGUUCUGGGAGAACACCAGGGGUGAUGUAGUCCAUGACAUCUGGAGUGCCAAAGGUUGCCUACGUUACUCAGCUUAAAACAUUAGUAGGGUUAUUUACUAAAAUGAGAAAUGUUGGGAGAAAUGUUCAAAGUGAAUUGAAAGUGAAUUUAAAAUUUAAGGCCUCAAUAGAUGAAGUAGAAGCACAGCUGACUUGAAGAAUGUUUCCAGUUCCGGCUCCUUACAUUGGAAAUUCACGUUAAAUUCCCAACAAAUCUCACUUUUAUUUCAAAUCACUGUCAGGGUUAUCUUCUAAAUUUAAAAUUCAAAGUGAAUUCAAAGUGAAUUUCACAUUAAAGUUCAAACUGAUAAUAUAGUCAACAAAUUUGAAAUUCACUUUUAAUUAACCUUGAAUUAUCACUUUCAUAAAUAGCCCUGUGAGUAACUCUGCUUAAAAGAACACUAUAGGGUCAGAAACAAACAUGUAUUUCUGACCCUAUAGUGAUUGUAGCCAUAUUAGUCCAGUGAUGCAGAUGUAAAAUCUGACCCUGUAGUGUUAAAAACACCAUUUAGCUCCCCCCUUUACCCCCUGGCUCCAGUUUCUCCCCUAAAUAUAGUAAACUGUUACCUUUAUUCCAGUCUGCUGCUGCUGGCUCUGCCUCUGAUCUGCCUGCUUGGCUAACAUCAUCAGAAGUGUUGUUCAAAGCUAAUCGCAAUGCUUUCCAAGGAAAGCACUGGAUUGGCUGAGAGUGUCAAGGAGGCCGAUCAGGGGGUAGAACCAGCACAAGCCAAACACAGCCCUGGCCAAUCAGCAUCUCCUCAUAGAAAUUCACUGAAUGAGGUAAGUUCAGUUUAUCAAUGCACUGUAUGCCCCCAGGAAGCAGCUCUAGUAGCCAUAUGAAGAGUGGCCAGUGGAGGUAUCCCUAGGCUGUAAUGUAAACACUGCAUUUUACUGCAAAAAGCCUGAAUGGAAUGAUUCUGCUCACCAGAACAAAUACAAUAAGCUGUGGUUGUUAUAGUCACUUUAGUGUCCCUUUAAUAAUAUAACAAUGUCUUUACUUUCAAGGAUCUCACAUUACAAUGGCUCACAGCACUGAACAUGAUAACAAGUGUUAAAACAGAGAAACAAAACUAUUGGCGAAAAUAAAGAAAAAAAGAAGACAAAUAUUUACUCUACAAUCUUCUAUAUCUUAAAUUGGAAUGUUCACUGCUUUAUCUAUGCUUAAACAAACUAUGCUUGCAUCUCCUUAAAAACAAAACUUUAAGAAAGAUAUCACGUAAGUGAAUAAUUCAAUGGUUUGUGGGAACAAUAUGUACUGUAUACUUCACUGAAGUAUUCUCAUCAAUUCCAAUCUUUCCGGUACCUUCAUGAGAUCUUUGUAGAUAACACACAAGCUCAGAUUCUUU